AGACACUUGAAGUUGUUGAACCUGAAUGUUUCGAAUCACGCGCGUGAAAAAUGCUCUACGCGUUCCUCGACGUCUAUGUCAGAUACCCAGGCGCUAUUCAUCGUCCAAUGAUGGGGGCUCUGAGCAUGCGGUCAUCUCUACGUUCGAUCUCUUCAGUAUUGGAGUUGGCCCUUCGUCUUCCCACACCGUCGGUCCCAUGAGAGCCGGAAAGAUCUUCUGCGCUGACCUCGAAGAGUUGAACCUGCUUCAAAAAGUUCACACCGUGAAGAUCACAUUAUAUGGUUCCCUAGCGGCUACGGGUAAAGGGCAUCACACUCCGCAAGCCAUUUUGCUUGGUCUAGAAGGCAGCGACCCCGAGACGAUUGACACUGGGACGAUUCCGUCGCGAUACGAUACGAUUCUAACGGGGAAAUCGCUAUUGCUUUCCGGUUAUCAUCGAAUUCGUUAUGACAUGGACCGUGAUAUGCUUUGGCGCUGGGAUCAAGUCCUCAAGACCCAUCCGAACGGCAUGCGUUUCAGUGUUUUCGAUGAGAAUGGCGACCUCCUGGCCACAAACGAAUAUUUCAGCGUUGGAGGUGGCUUUGUUGUGAAUGACAAGACCAAAGUGGACGAGAAUCUCUUUUACAAAGGCGUCGACAAGAAAGCCGUUCACGGAGCAAGACUGCAUCAAGUCCACGCUCCGGUAGACUCGGACGCCGCUCCUCUCCCCGAACCGUCACCUGAAGGGUCCGAGGACCCGAUCGCAGAGCAUGUCGUGGAGCCGGGUCCGCCCUAUCCAUUUGCCUCUGGUAACGAUUUGCUGGAACUGACAAAAAAGCAUAACAUGACAAUAGCGCAAAUCGUAUGGGACAAUGAGCGUUCGUUCGGAUAUUCUGAUGAGGAGGUGCAUGCCAAGCUUAUGCGCAUCUGGAGUGUGAUGGAUGAAUGCAUUCGCACAGGUGUGUCAACUAGCGAGACCACUCUGCCUGGACGCCUGCGAUUGAGACGUCGGGCACCCAUGCUGUAUCGCCGUCUGAUGAGGGGGUUUUAUCCCGGGAUCUCUGGCACUGCAAUGAUCAAUCCGGUCAUCUCAAGUGGUUCAGCGGGUUGGCGGCCUGACAGUGCUAUUGACUCGCCGAGGGACUCGACGGAUCCAACAGCAGGGUUGCCGAAGCAUUCUGACGAGCCAUUGCCUGUUCGACUGUCAGGUUCGCGUGCUGCCAGAGUAGUAGGCUCGUUCGAGCACGCGGUGUUACCAAUGCCGCCGAGGCGCACCGUCAUACCCGCCAUGGAUUUUCUCAGCUGCUAUGCGAUCGCUGUCAACGAAGUCAACGCCGGCGGUGGGCGGAUUGUAACGUCUCCCACCAAUGGUGCUGCGGGUGUGAUACCUGCCGUUCUGAAGUACAUCAUCGAGUUCGUGAGCGAUGAUCCCGAAAAGAGUGUGAUUACAUUUCUAUUAACUGCUUCUGCUAUCGGAAUGCUGUUCAAACGAGGGAGUACGAUCUCUGCUGCCGAGGGCGGAUGCCAAGCAGAGGUUGGAGUCGCGUGUUCGAUGGCCAGUGCUGGAUUUGCUGCUUGUAUGGGCGCCUCCCCCGAGACUGUGCUCCAGGCGGCAGAGAUCGGCAUAGAGCAUAAUCUGGGCUUGACCUGUGAUCCCAUUGACGGCUUGGUACAAAUUCCUUGCAUCGAACGGAACAGUCUCGGAGCUGUAAAGGCUAUCACCGCUGCUCAGCUCUCCCUUGCAAGUGACGGAGUUUAUAGUGUCACGCUGGAUGAGGCCAUAGAAGCCAUGCGACUUACAGCUGCUGACAUGAGCGUCAAAUACAAAGAAACAUCUCUAUCUGGCCUUGCAACCACUGUCAAGAUUCCUCUGACCGUCCCAGCUUGCUAGAUCCUUCCAUCUGCCUCAGUUCUCUAUGCAGUUUAGAGUACCUACUAGAGCGACACGAUCGCAAGUCAGAUUACAAGCUUAUAAACUCACGAGUUGCAACGAACAGCGCCUCUGCGCUCCAGAUAAACUUUCGGCCGAUCUUGCAGCGCUCCAGCGAAUCGAUUUUCGCCGCCACGCCCAACACUCGCGGUUGCCCUUCUUUCCGCACAAUCUACCAUCACCUCCGAAGGCACUCCGUCGUCUCACUUCCGGCCACCGGAACAUCGACCUGCGUGUUACUAGUGAUCGUAUUUCCAAACCUGUUCCGAGGGCGCCUUCGAUUCUUCGAAAGUCGGCUCGUUCUAAUCUCGACGCGAGCAUCCCUCCUAUUUCUCAGGAUCCUGAGUCCUCCGCCAAGGCGGGGCUUGCUCGGGCCAGAUCAAACGCCUCUCGGUGCAUAGUUCCCGAUCACAGUGCUUGAUCCAUUGAAUACUUUCCAUCUACUUGUUGAAUUCGAAUGCGGAGACCAGCCUUUAACUAUCCGGGGAAACGUAAAAGAAUCAGUUGACGAACGCGACGUCCACGAUGCGCAGAUCUUCUUCCGCGAUGGUACGUGGCGCCAAAGAAGCGGACUUAGAAUGUGUGAAGGAGUCGGAGCUUAGUGCACCUCCACUCCUCCACUGUCUAAUGAUCAACUCGCCGCGCUCAUUUCGCCGUCCAAACGCAUUUCGCACUCAAUCAUCCGGCCAGCCGUCGACGGUUACGCCGCUGACGCACCCGCUGCCGUCGUUUUAAUUGCAGGCGCCAGUAGAUGCGGCCAGGAAGAACUCAAGAUUAUUUCUGCUUUCUCUCAGUAACCAGUUGGAGCAAGGCGGAUGGGGUAAGCCGGGCGUGGAUGAAGCUGUGCUCGCCUCCAAGAGUAGAAAGAAUGGCGUGCGUACCCACCGUGUAGUGAUUUGUCCAUUACAUCCGAUUAUUGCCGAAGUCUCAGGUUGUCCUGAUCUACGAUGUCCAUGAAAGCUUUCAAUACACGAUUGACGCGUCUGCUUGGCACGAAGACCCCAAUUGUGUCCGCUCCGAUGGCUGGAGCAGCGGGCGGCGAGUUGGCCGGUCGCGUCUCUGCUGCUGGAGGCUUUGGAUUUCUCUCUGCCGGCUACGGUCUGGGUUCCGACCAGUUCAAGCAACAACUAGAUCUGGCUCGUAACCUUUGUGCUCCUUCACGACGGAUCCCUGUGGGUGUUGGCUAUCUUGCGUGGCAACUUGAGAAGCCCCAAUCUCCGCUCGUCGACCUUCUCCUUGUUGCUCUGGACCAGCGCGUCCAGGCUGUCUGGUUCGCGUUCGGUGCGGAUAUCGAGAAAUGGAUCAGCAUCGUACGCGAGCACGACCGCCGCACGGGCGAGAAGACUCUAAUCUUCGUGCAAGUUUCUACGGCGCAAGAAGCAGUAGUCGCCGCUCGGGAAUGGAAGGUGGACUGCAUUGUGGCGCAAGGUGUGCUCCCUGGUUACAUCCAACAACGCGGCUUGUUGAUCGCACUCUAUUCAGGGAUCGAAAGUGGCGGUCACGGUGCAGGCUAUGCCCUUCCCGUUGUCAACCUGGUUCCCUCGAUUCUCGACAGUCUUUCCGCAGAUCGGCAAAUUCCGAUUCUUGCCGCCGGUGGACUGACGAAUGGAUCUCAUCUUGCGGCUAUCCUGACUCUUGGUGCCGAUGGUGCUGUGCUGGGGACCCGAUUUCUCUUGGCGAAAGAAAGUUUGUAUUCGAGGACCCAGAAAAGCGCAUUGCUCGCUGCAUCAUCUGAGAUGUCUGUGAGAAGCAUGGCCUGGGAUCAUGCCAGAGACACUCUGGGCUGGCCGACAGGAGUCGAUGGCCGUGGCCUCAAGAACG
Messenger RNA from Mycena citricolor, 3730 nucleotides. The record is from the annotation of a GenBank genome assembly. Lineage: Eukaryota; Fungi; Basidiomycota; Agaricomycetes; Agaricales; Mycenaceae.